AUAGACUCCUUAGAUGAGAUCCAGCACGGAAGCGCUCAAUCCAGCAUGGUCGAAUGGUACAUCCAAGAUCCCUUCAAUGCUUUUCUGGAAGAUACCCUCGAUGGAGGACAGACGGAUCUAGGCAACCUAGACACCGAGAGCUUCACAAGGCGCUUCGAACAUCUAUCCAAUUUCGGUGGAAAUAUGUCGCAAGUUCGAUGGAUGACCACACUCUUGAACGCCGCGUCCCAUACAAAGGUUCCCCUACCAUUGGUCUACGCAAUCAGUGUUACUUGGAUAACCAUUUACGUCAUCUCGGUGGCAGUAAUGUUCUUCGCUGCAGUUUUCUCUCUCGUUAUGUGCUGGCUCUGUCACGCACCUCCAAUUCUCGGCUAU
Messenger RNA from Macroventuria anomochaeta, 375 nucleotides. RefSeq lists its product as uncharacterized. The record is from RefSeq and is a predicted model, not a curated record. Lineage: Eukaryota; Fungi; Ascomycota; Dothideomycetes; Pleosporales; Didymellaceae. The annotation marks the transcript as partial. The transcript has 2 exons.